Molecule: messenger RNA, 6439 nt
Organism: Oreochromis niloticus (Nile tilapia)
Lineage: Eukaryota; Metazoa; Chordata; Actinopteri; Cichliformes; Cichlidae
Product: potassium voltage-gated channel subfamily B member 2
Exons: 3
Coding region: 444-3041 (865 amino acids)
Biological process (GO): protein homooligomerization; action potential; potassium ion transmembrane transport
Cellular component (GO): voltage-gated potassium channel complex; neuronal cell body; dendrite
Molecular function (GO): protein binding; delayed rectifier potassium channel activity
Source: RefSeq, a predicted model, not a curated record
CGCUCUCAGACCCAGCCGCUUCGCGCUCGUAUUUGUGGAUAUUCCGUGAGCGCUCGGGUGUUCCUCUCCUGCUCUGACGGUGCGUUUUGGGGCAAAAUGUGGCCACGGGCCGGUCUGCGUGUUCUCGACAGGAUUCACGAAUUAAUGGCCGGCGGGGAGAUGAAGCAGCAGCUGGGGUAACUCACAGGGUGCUAUGGUGGGACCUCCUGGGAAGCCAAAAGUUGGACUUCUCCGACAUCUCAGCUUGCUCCACAGAGCCAUGGAUCUUACCGGGACUUCUGCUGGCCUGAACACAGAGAGCUGGGCCUGGUGGGCCUGGGCCAUCUUCCCCUGACCAGCCACCGCCAUCAUCUUAUUGAGCUCCAUACACACAUACGCACACACUGCAAAAGCCUGUGUUUGAGGUGACCCACUCCCACAGUAAGAUAGCAGUCAGAGCAAACAUGACAGACAAGGUGAGUUUUAGCACACCCAAAGUCAACCCCCGACCCGCUGUAGCUCCUUUCCUCCCCCCUGAGCCAGUGGACAUCAUCCGCACUAAGGCCCGUUCACGGCGGGUCAGACUCAACGUCGGUGGGCUUACACAUGAAGUGUUAUGGAGAACACUUGACCGGUUGCCCCGAACUCGUCUGGGACGGCUAAGGGACUGCAACACCCACGAGUCACUGCUGGAGAUCUGUGAUGACUACACCCUCACUGAGAACGAAUACUUCUUCGACCGGCACCCGGUGGCCUUCUCCUCCAUCCUCAACUUCUACAGAACAGGAAAGCUUCACAUGAUGGAGGAGAUGUGCGCUCUGUCUUUUGGACAGGAGCUGGACUACUGGGGCAUUGAUGAGAUCUACUUGGAGUCCUGCUGCCAGGCACGCUACCACCAGAAGAAGGAGCAGAUGAACGAGGAACUGAGGAGGGAGGCAGAGACACUGAGGGACAAGGAGGGAGAGGAGGAGGACCAGGGCUGCUGUCCUGACAAGAGGCAGAAGCUGUGGGAUCUGCUGGAGAAGCCCAGCUCCUCUGUAGCUGCAAAGAUCCUGGCCAUGAUCUCCAUCCUGUUCAUCAUCAUUUCCACCAUUUCACUGUCCCUCAACACUCUGCCAGAGCUGCAGGUUGUAGAUGAAUUUGGCCAGUUCAAUGACAACCCCAGUUUAGCCCACGUCGAAGCCGUCUGUAUCGCCUGGUUCACCAUGGAAUAUAUGUUACGGCUGCUCUCAGCACCCAAUAAGUGGGUCUUCAUGAAAGCACCACUGAACAUUAUUGAUUUGCUGGCUAUACUGCCUUACUAUGUGACCCUCUGUCUAACUGAAUCUAACAAGAGCGUGCUGCAGUUCCAGAAUGUGCGGCGUGUGGUUCAAAUCUUCCGUAUUAUGAGGAUCUUGAGGAUUCUGAAACUGGCCAGGCACUCGACGGGUCUCCAGUCUUUGGGCUUCACUUUACGAAGGAGCUACAACGAGUUGGGACUGCUGAUCCUGUUUUUAGCCAUGGGCAUCAUGAUUUUCUCUAGCUUGGUAUUCUUUGCUGAAAAGGAUGAAGAUGCUACAAAAUUCACCAGCAUCCCUGCUUCGUUUUGGUGGGCAACCAUUACUAUGACGACUGUCGGGUAUGGUGACAUUUACCCACAAACCCUGCUUGGUAAGAUUGUAGGAGGGCUCUGCUGCAUAGCAGGUGUGCUUGUCAUUGCUCUUCCUAUUCCAAUCAUUGUGAACAACUUCUCAGAGUUCUACCGAGAGCAGAAGAGGCAAGAGAAGGCCAUCAAGAGGAGGGAAGCUCUAGAAAGAGCAAAACGGAGUGGAAGCAUUGUUUCUAUUAACCUAAAGGAUGCUUUUGCCCGCAGUAUGGAAUUAACAGAUGUGUUGGUAGAAAAAAGAGAGGACAGUAAAUGUCCCAUUGAAAAUCACCUGUCACCCAGUCGCUGGAGCUACCACAAGCACUACUACAAUGCAGAGGCAGGUAGUCCUGGCAGGUCUCAACAAUACCAAGAAGUGGCCCAGCAGGGCUCCCCAGAGCGAGUCAAGCCCACGUCGAAUAAAACUACUCCUCAACACCUCAGCGCAAAGCGGCUAGAAGAUACGUACAACAAGACAGCAGCCAUUCAAGGGCAGCAGGAAAAAAUUCAAGAAGAACAGAUUGAGAUGAAAGAGUUGUCGUCCACUCAGGCCCAGCAAACAUCACCUAAAGUCAGUCGUUCCAGGGAAUCUUCAACUGCAGCGGAUAAUUUUGCACUGGAAAGAGGGGAACGAAGCUCACUGCUCCCCAGUGUCGAAGGAGGUCAAGCUGGUACUAGACAUCAGUGUAUUCCACCUCCCUUGGACCUAAGUCAGAUCAGCAAUAUGGAGGUAAAGCAGGGCCCUGAUAGCAUUCAGCCAAUGACAUUCAUCAAAGAGGGUUUGUAUGAGUUCACAUCUAACCCCAAAGGAAGGUUGACCGGGGAUCUGAAUUUGUUAUCACAGAGUGCCGAAAGCUCUGGGAUGACAUACGAUAGCACCGGCACAGCUUCAGAAGAUCACGGUAGCCCUCAAAACACAAGAGCCCUGAAGCUUGACUUCAUUGCAUCUAAAGAUGAUGUCCUCGUGGCAGUGAUGACACCUGUGGCGACACCCGUCCCCACUGGCUCUGCAAAGUGUGCUCAACUACUUACUGACGAAUUGGUUUCCAGGUUUUCUCUAUCUCCCAGUUCUACAACACAGGAAACUAAGUCUCCGCUGGCAAUCAUGCAAUCUCCGUCCCUGGCUCAGCAAUAUAUCAGUCCCAGCACCCCCAAGGGGGGAGGUGAGAGCUCAGCAGGCAGGAGCUUAGAAGGUGAAGGGCAGCUCACUGGCUUAAGCCACCUGGGGAGGAAUCACAUGGAGAGAUCUACUGCUGGCUCGGGUAGUGGUGCUACUCCAUUGUCAAAAGCAUGCUCACUCAACAGCACCCAAGACCUAGUAACUAAGGAAGGAGUGGCCGAUGGAGGAUUAGAGGAAGCAGAACAGAGAGUAGAAAAACGAGAAAAUCACAUUGUUCUGGAUGGAAGCCGAACGCCGCCCUGUGAAACAAACAUGUGAGCUUAAAUUUAAAGAAAGAUGCAGACAGGGCCAAGGCAAAGCAAAGGCUGAUGGGAUGCAUGACAGGAACUGCCAGGAAUAACCCAAAACAGAUGCUGUGUGUGUGAGCAUUGGACUUCUUGACAAAGACAUUAAACAAAUCUAUCAUGAAAGCUGCAACUCGUCUUGAGUGCGGCACAUCCGAUCUCACGACACAUUCGAACGGUCAUCUCUUUUUUGACCUUGGUGCUGCUGUCAUGACUUUAUUACUGGAGGACAUUCAGAAGCACACGCAUGCCUGACUGGGCACUAUUUGAACUUGAAUUCAAGUGACACCGUGUGGUGUCAGUGUUACUGAUUUAUUUCAUUUAAAUGAGACAUGAACAGUGGCAGCCUGACCUGUGUUUUAGGCCUUGUCUGAAUGAUAAUAUUCGGGACUAUCCUGAAGAGUUUCUGUGUAAGUCACUGAGUCAGAUAUUCAGUUUCCUAAUGCUUGUUCCCCAAGGCGUGAUUUGAAUGGACAGUUAUACCAAGGACAGACAGACCGUGAAAGGAAAUUAUAUUUUUUAUAUUUGCAAAUUUUAAAAAUCUAUCUAUUGCAAGACUUGCAAGAAAAAUCAAUGAUCAGUCAUUAUUCUGUGUUGUAGAUCUUGCUUACUCGUUAUUACAUUCUUGUAACGGGACAAACACAAGCACAUGAUACAAGACAAAAGUCCCACUUAGUACUGCAUUGUCCAAAAGAACAUAUGUAUCUGCUAUUGAGCACUGUGAUCUAUGCUCUAACUUUAAGUAUUUCUAUAUAUUUCAGUUUUAUGUUGUUGUUUUCUUUCUUGGUUACUUUUUGUUGUAUUUUUCUUUUCAUUUUUCUUGUUCCUAAAUAUGUAAAAUGGAGAUAUAAUCACUACUAUAUUCACUGACGGAGCGCUGUUUGCACAAAUUUCCAUCCAUCCAUGUUCUUCUGCUUGUCCCUUGUCCCGGGUGAGAGGUCGGGUACACCCUGGACAGCCCACCAGUCUGUCCCAGGGCUUCCACCAAUGUCCAGCAUGAAAUAUCCUAACAAUGAACAAAUUAGUCAAAAACAAUACAAACCCAUAAUGAGACACACAAUUUGAGACAGAAAGGAAAACUCACACAGACUGUGGGCAGUUUCCAUCAUUACUCACUUGUGGUUGAUCAUACACUGCUUUAAUUCCCAGUUCAGUCUUAUACUGUGUGUGUGAUAAAGGGUUCGAUGAACCUCAGAUCUGACUUUGUUUUUGGAUUCUUUAUCAACAAAGUGGCCAGGCACAUGUUGCAGAGUGCAUUCAGGAAAAUGAGUUGUGGAAGUAGUAAUAGAGUUGGUGAAAAGCAACCAAGCAUACCAUUAUUUUCUUUAUUUAUUUUUGUCUCUGUGAGACUUGUGUCUUAUCAUAACAUCGGCCCUAUCUAAUCUUUUUAAUCUUGCUAGUGUACUCACCAAGCUAAGAAUGAGAUCUGGUAACAUGGAGACGUUCAUAAAAAAAUAAAAAGACCAACAAGUCAGCCAUCAGGAGUCAUAUUCAGUUCCCCUUGUUUACUUACUUAGUCUUAGCAUAUUUCAAAGAAUGUGUCUGAUUUGAGUGCCGUACAGCAACGGGCUGUUUUUGGUCACGCUGUUAAAAACUGUUCACUGAGACAGUAACAGCAAGGCGGAGCAAAAACGGCCAAAAUGUGACUUAAAGUAAGAAUUUAGAAAAGUGGAAGCUGUUGGUUUACAGUGAGACGACUCAAAAGGCUUGUCUGACAGAACAUACUGUGGCUAUUAACCAUUUGUGUUCCAUGCUUCAAGCGUAUAAUAAAUAUGACACAAAAAAGUUUGUUUCAAUACAUGGAACAGCAUGUCAGAGAUAACUAGAUAUCUUUCUGCAUCAGCUCACAUUUUGCAGCAUGCAAGCUAGCAUGCUAUUCUGACCACACUUCUGAAAGUCUCUUGCAUCAAUGUCAGCAUGCUAGCAGAAUUCAGCAGCUGUACUCAGCAUAUCACGAGCUAUACACCAGCUGCAGAGUAAGACCAUGUGGAAAGAGACAAACGAGGUCUUCUUAGUGAGAGGAGGUGCAGGUUCAAGCAUCUGGACUUCAGUUAUUGCAAAGACACAUCAAUUUAAACCGAGCUUAAUCAUAAUAUGAUGAGUGCCGAGAGAUAAAUAGAGGGAGUGUGUCUGUGUGACCUUUAUGCAUAGGUGCUGACUGCAUUAUAAAGGUAGAACAAUAGGGCCCUUUGCAGGGGGUCACUCGAGUAAAAAGACCUGAAGUCACUUUGAGCAUUAUCUUUGGGAACCUUUGACAUUUUCUUUUGUUUGUGUUUUUAAAGAUCAGAUUUGCAUUCAUUUGAAUGAACCUGACAGAUUCAAAUGCACAUUUAACUGUGUAAAUAGAGCAGAGUGAGCAGCUGGUGAUUAGGUCACAUGCUAACAGGGGAAUGGUACUGUGUUAUCUGUGUUUCCUGAUGUGCUCAUCAGUUGUUUCACGUUUUUUUUGUUGGUUAAAACUUUGAGCUGUGUGUUGUUCUUAACAUCUCAGUAUAUGAAGUUUUUAAAAAUAUGUGCCUUUUCAUAAAUAGAUAAUUUAUGAGAAGGUGAAAAAAACUGUUAGACAUGGCCCGACUUUUUCUUUGUCUUCUUUUCUCGUGUUCUCUCUUUGUCCUUGUGCAGUAGAUAUAUUUAAAUGAAAAUCCUCACAUUUUCUGGAUUUGCGUACCUUUACAACUUUAUAUUAUCUCAUUAACUUUAUCGCACCCCAUAGCUCAUAGUUCCAACCUCACAGUGCCACACUGUCAUUUUAUUUCAUCAGCUGAAGUAGCACGUUCGGUGUGUGACUCGGAUGCAGCAGCAGAUUACUGACAGCCAAACGGACAUCGUUGGAACAAUGCAAACUGACGUGAUAAAACAUCUAAAAACACGGCUUUUUAUGUCUUGCAAGUGGACUCAGCUAGAUUUAUGUUAUGAUAAAUUGCACAACACUAACUAAAUGUUAAUUCUUCCCAAAUAUAUAUCCAGCCUAACAUAGAUCAAGCCAAACUCAGAGAAGUUUAAAAAGAGCACCAGUUCUAACAAAGGUUGGUUUGUCGCUGCUGCACGUCAGGAAGCAUGAGAACAGUGUUAUGGCUUUCCACAACCUCAUCUCCACUCAUUUGUCAGAAAAUUGUUAUUUAUAUUUGUUCAUUCAGAUUGUGUACAGUAAACAUACAACCGUAAAGCCUGCUUCUCGAUCUGUCCUGCCAGCUCCACUUCGUACUUCUUUAAUGCCCCACUUUUCCAUCCUCAUAUACUUUAUUGAAUCGUAGCCUGUGCAAUGAUUAGUAUGAGUUAUUAUAUAUAGCUCAGUGUAAUGAUAGCAAAUGAUAAAGAGUUUUGAAUCAGUUAUCAAAAUGCAAGACAAAUAAAUGUGUUCAUGUGACCUCA